AAACAAACAUUUUUUUACUUUUUCGGCCUUCGGAUCGUUCGGACGUGCUUCGCGGUCUCGUCUGUGUGAGUGAGUGAGUGUGCGUGAGUGGAGCGGCUAGCAAGCACAAUUAAAAUAAAAUCGAGUUGCAGCUGUUAAUCCAGAGAUAACGGGCGAUACAAUACAAUAUCAUUAUCUUUUUACAAAGAAAUCGGAGUGAAAUAAUGCCGCACACAAGUGCAUAAAGCGGCGUGUCUGUGUGCGUGUGUCCCCCUAUCUUUGAAAUAGUAAACAAUUAAAAAAAAAGAAUAAAAAAGGAAACAAAAACUCAAAUUAAAAUUAUUAAACAAAAUAAUUUGCAGUGCGUGUAAAAUAAUUCGGGAAAGCCGCCGCAAGAGCAGCGCGCUGAAAGUGUGUUGGCGAAGCGUGCACACAUAAAUAUAUAUACCAGCGAAUAAGUGCAUAUAACGUGUACAUAAUACAUAAGCAGUGCAUUUAAUUAAGUGAGAUCCAUAUAGUUUUGUGCAUGCAAAAUUGGGAAAUCCAAAAGGAGUUUCCGCAGCAGCAGCGCAGCGGCAGAGGCGCCACCAAAGUAACGGAUUUUCACACGCGGUUGACCAAGAUACAACAUCACGACGACGCGACGAGCGAAAAUGGCCAAAAUGGAGGUCGACGACGUGGUCGACUUGAGUUUAGGGUCCGGUCGUGAUCCGGCGUUGACCAUAACGCCGGCUCCAUCUCCGGCGGCGCUUAGUAAUCGGGAUCUGCGAGCGCUGACGGCCAACAACACGGGUCUGACCAUCACUCCAUCUCCGGCGCCGGCGACCAAUAAUGGCACCACCACCAAUAGCAGUAACAUUAACUCCAACAGCACCACCAACAAUAGUAGUAAUACCACCAAUAGCUCCAGCACAAACAACAACAGCAUCAAUGCCAGUGAAGGGGUCACAGGUGCGACAGGUGGUGGUGGUGGUGGAUCCUUGGGUGGCGGUCAGGAUGAGAAUAAGGUUCAAAGGCGGGUCCUGCGACCCCGAACCGAACCCAAAUCCUAUGCCGAAGCACCGGACAUUGUGUUAUUACCCGCUCGCACCAAUGGACGUCAGCAGAAUGGGAAUAUAGAUUCUGAGACAGAUGACGAGGAGAUGCCGCCCUAUGUGCCCAUCAAGGAGCUGAGUCAUGCGGAGCUCAAGGAGCGUGAGAAGAGUCUGAGGAAGCUGCGACAGGAUUUGCGUAAUGAGGAGACCAAACUGAUGCUGCUCAAGAAACUGAAGCAGUCGCAGCAGGUGAUGAAGGAGAAUAUGGUGGUGACCCCGACCAGCGUUUCGCCCAACAAUCCGCUGGCCGCAAUUCCCGCCGCCCUCACCUCGAAGGGAUCGCUGAGUGUGACGCCGACGUCGGCUGUACCGCUGCCCGCCCACAGCAAGGGCAGCAGGAGCAGCUUAAGCGGCAGCGGCGGACCGGCAGUGAGCAUCAGCGCCACCAACAGUCGAACGGGAAGCUCAAGUUCAGCGGUGGCGGCCGCUUCUGCAAUGGCAGCUGCAGCGGCCGUCUUGAGCGGUCAACAUCGCAGCAGCAGCAGCAACUCCAUCCUGCCGCCGCCAAGGUCAUCGCUGCCAGCGGGCGCCACAUUAGCCGCCGGUACCACCAUCACGCCCGCCACCUCCUCAUCACACCGCUCGAGCAAUCUGCCGCCGCGCACCAACCUGCCGAAUCUCACCAUCACGCCCUCGGUGACCAUCACGCCCACAUCGGCGCCGCCCUCCAGUCUGAAACCACGCAAUCCUAAUAUUUCGGAUAAUUCGAAGGUACCUGGGACCAUAAGCAAUUCUGUAUCCAUCACGCCGGCGCUACCACUGUCCCAAUCGCAUCAGAAUCAGCACAACGAGCAAAAGAAUGAUCGCUCCACGCCAAGAGAAGAUGCUCAGACACCUGCUCAAAGACAGGCGGCAGCUAAAAUGGCCCUUCGCAAGCAACUGGAAAAGACGUUGCUACAGAUUCCCCCACCAAAGCCACCACCGCCAGAGAUGCACUUUAUACCCAAUCCCAGCAAUACGGACUUUGUCUAUCUUCUUGGUUUGGAAACUGUUGUGGACUAUUUGACCGUCAACAAGAAGGCCAAUGCUGUGGCAGCUCCCUUCCGUUGUGCCCAGUGCAAGAUCGAUUUUACGCCUGUGUGGAAGUGGGAGAAGCAGACCAACAAGGAUCCCAAGGUGAUUUGCGAGCAGUGCGUCACCUCGAAUGUGAAGAAGGCUCUUAAGGCGGAGCACACCAACCGACUGAAACAGGCGUUUGUGAAGGCGCUGCAGCAGGAGCAGGAGAUCGAGCAGCGUCUGGCCAGCCAGAGCAGUCCCUCGCCAGUGGACACCCAUGGAUCGAGUGGUGGCGGUAACUCGCUCUCCGUCUCCGCCGUGACCAGCAACUCCUCAUCGUCGCACCUGCAAAGGGAACGGGAACAGUUGCAGGCGACGCACGCUUCGGCGGCGGCUGCUCUGGUCAAUUUGCCGCCGUCGGUGACGGUGAUACCCACCAAAUGCCACACGCCAACACCAGCGACACCGCGUCCAACGCCGCCGCCACCCCAAAGUCAAGCCACACCACCGCCGUCUUCGGGUGCGUCGCGAUCCUCGCGAGCAGCUGCCACGGCUGCAGCGGCCGCCAUUGCCGCUCAGCAGGCGGGAAUCCUUAGUCCCGGACCGACAGCAGCGCAUCACCAUGAGGCGUCCACCUCCUCCAGAUCCUCCCGCAACGAUCGUCUCGAUCACCAUCACCAGUCGCAACAGCAACAGCAGCGCGAUCAGCGCGACAGAGAUCAGCAGCGGGAUCAGCAGACGCAACAGCAGCAGGCCCAGAGCUACGACAAAUACUCGGCGGCCACGCUGGCGGCGGCUGCUCAUCUGAGUGCCCUUGGCGGCAUGGGUGGAUUGAACAUGAAUAGCUUGGCCAGUCUGGGUAACCUCGGUAAUCUGGGCAACCUCAGCCAGCUGGGCAAUCUGGCUGCAUUGGGAGGAUUGGGCAAUUUUGGAGGAGCCUCAACGGGCUCAUCUAAUCCGGCGGCAGGACUGGGCAAUUCUUCGCCAGCUGCCACAGCGGCGGCCAUGCAGGCUUUCCAACAGCAGCUCUUUAGAGCUCUGGGACAAGGUCUUGGAGGCAAUCCGCAGCAUAUGAUGCAGUUUGCUCCGCUUCUGUAUUCCUACCAGAUGGCCAUGGCGCAGGCGGCACAAGUGGCAGCUUUCAACAAUAACAACAAGAAGAGCAGCUCAUCCUCCGGAUCGGCGAAGAACUCGAGCAGCGCCAGCAGCAUGGCGGAUGUUCAGCGGGCGGCGGAGCUGCAGCGCCAAUAUCUACUGGAGAUGAUUCCACCCCAGCAACAGAGCGGAGCCAGCGGCAGUCGCCAGAACAACUGGAAGGCCUAAGAGGCCGCCACUAACGACAAAUUACAAUUAAUAUAAAACUAAACAGAAGCAGAUGCAGCAGCAGUAAAAACUAUUUUUAUGGUUUUCUUGAUUAGGUAAUUUUAUAAUUUUAACAAAACGGAAGAAACAAAAAGAAUUAUUAAGAAAACAACAUCAAAUAUACACGUAAAUAUUAAUUAUGCUACUUGUAAACAAUAAUUAUACAUAAUUAUACAAAACGGAAGAAGCAAAACAAAGCCGAUCUAAACAUAAUUGUUAGUAGUUUCCUUUUUUGUUACCACUGCAUUAAAUAUUUUAAUUAAUUUGCCAGCCAGAAUAUAGCAGCCGAUAAAUGAAUGCAACCUUUUACGCUCCUAGUAAUUGAAUAUUAAAUAUGAAUAAUAUUGAAUCCUAGCUUGUAAGAAGAUUGCCCCGUUUUUCUAGGGGCACACACACACACCAUUCACUCCCCCCUCGCCACACCUUUUUGUAAUUGUUAACCUUUUUUGGGGGUCCCAAAUAGGAUUGGUAAUCCUUAUCGAUAGAAAGCCCGCUCCCAUUUUGGUCUUAUUCAACAAUUUUGUCGUACAAUUCGUUUAGUUUGUAGCAUCGUGAAUAAAUCUAUAAAUAAUAAUAAUUAUAUUUUUUAAUCAAUUUUAAGCAUAUGCAUAGUAUUAGUUGUAAACAAAUUUUUAGGGUAUAAUAAAUUACAGAAAACAAUUACACAAAAAUUCUUGCAUUGCCAGCCACACCACAUAAUCCACGUUUCAUCGCUCCACACACACAUCAUAAUCAUUUCCGAUAUCAAAUCCUCCACAUGCCUUAUCCAUGUUACAGCUCCGAUACGAAGUUAGUACUGUUAUUUAGUUGAGACCGCAAGGGAUCCAGCAACCAUAUAAAAUACCACGAUCGUCUCUUAGGACUGUUUGAUUUUGUUCCAAUUCAAAUGCAAAACAUACAUCGAAAACUAAAAGCUAAAAACAAACCGUAAAAUAUUUUGUACAUAUAUGACAGAUGAGAUAUUCAUCUUCGGUAAACCGAAAUUUAUAUACUCUUCCCAUUAGAACAGAAACGAUCUUCAGGUUUUCGAUUCUCCAUUGAAAGUGAGCUCCCCCCAAAAAUGGGGGAAUAUGGGCAGACAUGAAUAUAAUAUUGACUGAAUAUUAGCAUAUACACAGAGUAGGAAUCUAGACAGAAGCAGAGGCUUGCAUAAAUCCCUAAACAUACGAAGUAAAACAUAUAUAUUUUUGCUUUAUCGGACGGCAGUUGUAGGUUUACAUUCAGGCGAAUCAUUCGGAAACAAACCAAAUUCACUUUGGGCAUGCGAAAUCAAAAUGUGAUCAAAAUAUGAAAUUACAAAAAACGUAAGAAAAUGAGAAUAAAAUGGAAACAAUUAAAUGGAAACAAGCAGAUGAGAAAUUCAUAAUUAAUUUAAGCUAAAUAAAAAAAAACUAAAAAUGCAUUGUAAUUCAUUCGGCAUCAGUUUCAGUGUGUAUGUGUGUUUGAAAUUCUAUGCUAAAUGUAAAACAGUAUAAGAAUAUAACAGUUUUUAAACCAAAA
Drosophila rhopaloa is the source of this 4931-nucleotide messenger RNA. It is a transcript of the gene simj, whose product is annotated as dual specificity protein kinase splA. Gene Ontology annotation, cellular component: NuRD complex. The record is from RefSeq and is a predicted model, not a curated record. The transcript has 9 exons. The coding region runs from base 633 to 3392 and encodes 919 amino acids. Gene Ontology annotation, biological process: negative regulation of transcription by RNA polymerase II. Lineage: Eukaryota; Metazoa; Arthropoda; Insecta; Diptera; Drosophilidae.